Messenger RNA from Nerophis lumbriciformis (worm pipefish), 2340 nucleotides. Lineage: Eukaryota; Metazoa; Chordata; Actinopteri; Syngnathiformes; Syngnathidae. The record is from RefSeq and is a predicted model, not a curated record.
AUGGCUAAUGUCACGGAUCUGCAGACAAAAUACAGCAGGCUGGCACAGGAGUACUCCAAGCUGCGUGCCCAGAACCAGGUGCUGAAGAAGGCAGUUGUCGAUGAGCAGGCCACCUCAACUUCCCUCAAAGAGCAGGUGAAGCAGAGGGAUCAGAGCCUGAGGAAACAGGAGCAGGAGAUGGACAGCCUAAGCUUUCGGAACCAGCAGCUGGCCAAGAGGGUGGAGCUGCUUCAAGAAGAGCUGACUGCUUGUGAAACUAAGGGCAAAAAGGCAAAGAAUAAAGGAGAUUCGCCUUCACACCACGGUGUGCGGACACAAAGUGUUUUUGAUGAGGAUCUGCAGAAAAAGAUAGAAGAAAAUGAAAGGCUUCACAUUCAAUUUUACGAGGCAGAUGAGCUCCACAAGAAGCAGGAAGCUGAGAUGAGGGCACAACUAGAAGAGUUGGAGAGGGACUCGCAACAUCACCAGGCUAUUGUGGAUGGACUCACCAUCAAGUACACAGAAAUCAUUGAAAGGCUGCAGAGUGACAAGGCACGAUUGGAGGUUAAAACACAGACUCUGGAGAAAGAGGGAAAAGAUUGCCGAUUGAGAACAGAGGAAUGUCAACAGCAAUUAAGACGAUGCCAGUCAGAACUCAACAGGCAAUUGAAACAAAGCAGCAGCGUCAUCCAGGAAAAAGUGCCGUUUCAUGACACCAAAUUUAGUGAUUACAACUGUCUAAAUGUGCCAGCACACAAUCGAAGACAUCAGCUUAAAGCCAGGGAUGUGGCUGGCCAAGCCUUGAGCUUCAUUCAAGACCUGGUGGCUGGUCUUCUGAACUUCCAUUCAUACACUGAGCAGAGAGUCCACAUCUAUCCCCUGGACUCUUCUAUUGAACCCAUUUCUCCUUUGAAUCAGAAGUUUUCUCAGUAUCUGCACGAGAAUGCGGUAUAUGUGCGCCCUCUGGAGGACAGCUUUUUGCAGUUACACCAAAGUAUCACUGAAGACACAGUCACUGUGCUGGAGACUGUAGAUAAACUGAAGAAUUUCAGUGACAAUUUCUCCUCUUACACCAAUUUUUUACAAAAGCUUCUCCCUUAUCAACUAAAAAGCCUAGAGGAGGAGUGCCAGACACCACUUUGUACUACUGCUCUUGCAGCAAAGAACCAGGAGCUGCAGAAUGAUGUGAAGAGAGUCACUGCAGUGUUUGACAAACUACAGAGCUACAUUAACCUACUGACUUUACCUAGUGUACGUCCGGAUGGUAUGCCACAAAGUAGCAACUCCGCAGUCUUCACUCAGCUGUCGGCAUGCUUACACAGUCUUAAUGAUGCUGUUAAAGAAAUGUCAAAGCACUACAACCAGAAAGCAAGCUUGGAGCAGGAGCUCCCAACAGCCUCACAAAAACUCUUCACCACCACAGAGUGUCUGCUCGGCUCCCUUGGCUCACUGACCAACAGCACUGGCAAGAUUGCUACAUUCUUCAGCAACAAUUUGGAUUUCUUCACGUCAUCGGCGUACAGUCCCAGAGGGAGCACAGCAUCUCUUAACCCUUUACAAGCUGAGACUAUGCUCUCAAAUAAAAAGAAAGCAGCUGCUUACAUUGACAUGCUUCAAAAGCCAAGGCCAGAGUCCAUUCCCUAUAGGGAGGCGCUUUCCAAUCGCCAGGUACUCACUAGUUCGACUGAGAGUAGAGAAGGUCUCACUCAACAGGUGCAACAGAGUCAGGAAAAGAUUGCACGUCUUGAGCAAGAAAAAGAACACUGGCUCUUGGAAGCUCAGCUGGGUAAAGUGCGGCUGGAAAAGGAGAACCAGCGUAUUUCAGACCUGGAAGCGCAGCUUGCUAUGGCCCUCGGGGCAGGUCAGAACGCGAGGACAACUAGUACACUGACACAGAACCACGAGGAAGUAGAGGCAUCUGCAGCCAAGGAAACUAUUCAGCAAACCACACUGACGUCUGACAUCGAUGUUGCGUGUGGUUUGCAGGUGGGAGAUGAAGAAUCCAGGGAGCAGUUGAUAAAAACUCACUACAUGACAAGAGUAAGAGAGCUCACAACUCAGCUCCAGGUGUCAGACAGCAAAGCAGUCCACUUCCACUCUGAGUGUCGCGCUUUGGCCAAGAGAUUAGCCAUUGCCGAGAAAUCGCGAGACGCUGGACGCGAUGAGAUGAAACGGGCCAGUCAGAACAUCACACACCUGCAGGAUGAACUGAGCACGACCAAAAGGAGCUAUGAAGACCAACUCAGCAUGAUGAGUGACCAUUUGUGUAGUAUGAACGAGACGCUGAGCAAACAGAGAGAGGAAAUCGAUACACUCAAACUGGGAAACAAGGCAAAUUCAAAAAAGAACAAAAGUCGCUAG